AUGGAUCAUGAUGCUAGUGUGGUAUGGGUCCACCAACUUAUCAAUCAGAAUUCUCACUCAUGGAACUAUGAAAGGCUUCAACAAAACUUCCAUGAAGAGGAAAUCAAGUGUAUUUCAGCAAUUCCUGUGGGGCUGUUUCGACAAAAAGACCAACUUAUAUGGCACUAUGAUAAAAGGGGUAAAUACACUGUCAAAUCUGGAUAUUAUAUAGUGAGAGAGAUCCAAAAAUCCCAGCAUUCCUUGUCCCUCUCAGUAGCAAGUCCAAGUUCCAAUAGCAGGUUGGAGGAGCUAUGGAAACACAUAUGGAAGAUUAAAUUACCAUCUAAGUUAUCCAUUUUCCUAUGGAUGAUGCUAAUGGACAAGCUACCAACUAAUGACACUCUACAUAAGAGAUUGCCGCAUUUUGAUCCUUGCUGUCCUUUUUGUGGGGAGAUGGAAACUAGUAAACAUUUGUUCUUCUCUUGUCCUCACGCUGUAGCAAUAUGGAUUAAUUCCCCACUCAGGCUAAGAUCUGUCUUUCUUCAUAGUGUGGAUGUUAAGGAUUGUUGGACUGAAUUAUUAAUACCUCUUCGGAAUCAUGAAGAUCACCAGCAGCUUAUACAACUCUUGGUUUUCAUAUUGUGGCAUGUUUGGAAGAGCAGAAAUGAAAAGAUUUUCAGAAAUGUUAUCAUAUCUCCACAGGACAUUAUAGCAGCAACACUUAAGCAUUUUGAGGAUUUCUCCUUGGCAAAUGACUCUAUUUCAAAGCAGUCAGAACUGAAUCAUUCUACUCUAGCUUUGACCCCUCCACCGGUGAAUGUUAUUAAGCUCAAUUUUGAUGCUGCAGUGGAUAGAAAUAGAAGGAGAGGAGCAAUUGCAGUUGUAGCUAGAAAUUUGGAAGGGAAGCCGUUAGAUUGGUGCUGCAAAGUGUAUGAAUCUAUUGUUGAUCCGCUAGUCCUGGAGAGCCUAGCAUGUAGAGAUGCUGUCACCCUUGCCCUAAAUAGAGGCUUCUGUGCAGUUAGAGUAGAAGGAGAUUCUCUUAUGGUUAUACAGGCCAUUCUCUCUCAAUCUGCACCUUUAGACAUUAAAGGGUCAUCUUCGAUAUCAAGCUUUUAG
Molecule: messenger RNA, 1095 nt
Organism: Hevea brasiliensis (rubber tree)
Lineage: Eukaryota; Viridiplantae; Streptophyta; Magnoliopsida; Malpighiales; Euphorbiaceae
Exons: 1
Coding region: 1-1095 (364 amino acids)
Molecular function (GO): nucleic acid binding; RNA-DNA hybrid ribonuclease activity
Source: RefSeq, a predicted model, not a curated record